This is a messenger RNA of Sardina pilchardus (European sardine), 1477 nucleotides long. Its product is annotated as E3 ubiquitin-protein ligase TRIM35-like. The coding region runs from base 24 to 1448 and encodes 474 amino acids. Gene Ontology annotation, molecular function: protein binding; zinc ion binding; ubiquitin protein ligase activity. Gene Ontology annotation, biological process: protein ubiquitination. The record is from RefSeq and is a predicted model, not a curated record. The transcript has 6 exons. Gene Ontology annotation, cellular component: cytoplasm. NCBI's taxonomy places the organism in Eukaryota, Metazoa, Chordata, Actinopteri, Clupeiformes, Clupeidae.
UCUGCUGCAGUUUGACUUCGAAGAUGGCGUCGAGUCUCUCCGAGGAGGAUUUCUCCUGCCCUGUGUGCUUCGACGUCUUCAAGAAUCCCGUCAUGCUAACAUGCAGUCACAGCUUCUGUGAAGCCUGCGUGAGCCGGUGCUGGGAGGCCAGCGGAUCCAGAGACUGUCCAGCCUGCCGAACACCAUCUCAUGACCCCCCUCGACCUAACCUGGUUUUGAAGAACAUAUGCGAGACAUUUUUACAGCAGAGGAAAGCUUUAGCAGAGACUUGUCAAUUACACGAUAAGAAACUGGAGUUCUUCUGUUGGGAUGAUGAACAACCAAUUUGCGUGGUGUGUCGAGAUUCGGAGACACAUUCAAACCACAGAAUUUGUCCCAUAGAGACGUUAUCCUGUAAACGAAAAUCGACACUAGAGGCUAAACUGCAGCCUUUGCGGAAGCAGCUGAAGGCCUUUCAGGAGGCCAAACUCAUUUAUGAGCAAACAGCGAAGCACAUAGAGUCUCAGGCUGAAGAUGUUGAGGAGGGUAUUGAGGGGGUGCUGAACGACUUCUUGGGCUUUCUGAAGCAUACCAAGAUGGACAAGAUGCAUGCACUCAAGAUGGAGAAGAGGUUGAAGAUUCAAAUGGUUAAAGAGAAGAAGGAGAAAGCAGACAGAGAGAUCUCAUCCCUCACUUCCACGAUAGAGUCCACAGAGGAGGCCAUGGGGGCUGACGUCACCACAUUCCUUCGGGACUAUGAAGAGACAGAGGGAAGAAUUCAGUGCACACUGCAGGUUCCAGAGUGUGUUUCAGGAGCUCUGAUUGAUGUCCCAAAGCACCUGGGCAACCUAAGGUUUAGCGUUUGGGAGGAGAUGGAUUCUUUGGUUUUUUAUUUUCCAAUCGUCCUGAAUCCAAACACUGCCAGCAAACCUGCCAUCGUGUGUCCGGAUCUGAUACAACUGGGUGCUCCUGACCCCAUCACCGCUGCUGCUGCCGACGGCAACGACCCCGCCAGCUUCCCAGACCACCCCGGGAGGUUUGAUUUCAGGCACAGCGUCCUGGGCUCCGAGGGGUUCGACUCGGGGACUCACUGCUGGGAGGUGGAGGUCGGGGACAGCACGGAGUGGUGCGUGGGCGUGAUGGCCGAGUCUGCCCAGAGGAAGGGAGACUUCACCUCCAGGAGCGGCGUCUGGUAUCUGGCUUGCCGGGGGGAGGAGAGGUACGAGGCCUGCUGUCCUCCCGACAGGCCGGUAGCCCUCGCAGUGGAGAGGCUGCGGAGGGUCAGAGUGCAGCUGGACUGGGAGAGAGGAGAGCUGCUGUUCUCUAACCCCUGUGACCCAGACACACACCUGCACACGUUCACACACACUUUCACUGAGAGAGUGUUUCCAGUGUGCUCAGCUGAUAAGUCUCUCUCAAUAAUGCCAGGGGAUGUUUCUGUAAAACGACACGCUAUCAUGUCUAGAUAAGUACAGGAAGCACACACACACACACACAC